Acomys russatus (golden spiny mouse) is the source of this 1082-nucleotide messenger RNA. RefSeq names its product chromosome 8 C3orf70 homolog (gene C8H3orf70). The record is from RefSeq and is a predicted model, not a curated record. The coding region runs from base 300 to 1046 and encodes 248 amino acids. NCBI's taxonomy places the organism in Eukaryota, Metazoa, Chordata, Mammalia, Rodentia, Muridae. The transcript is spliced from 2 exons.
CGGCUCGAGUGGGGAGGGGGGGUGAGCAGGGAGGACGAAAGAGAGAGAAGGGAGGAGGGAGCAGAGAGGAGAAAGAAAGGAGGAGGGAGCAGGGAGGAGGGGGCAGAAGGGACCAGGGCACGGGGAGGUGGCAGGCCCGGCCCGGUCGCUGCGCCCUCCCCGGGCGACUCCUUGGCUAGCAGGUCCUCGCCGCGCCACCAGCCCGCACUCCUCCCGCCUGCCCGCAGCCCGCCCGCCCGCGCCUUGCUCGUCCCGCUCCUCUGUUCCCAGGCUCCGGGACCCUCUCCGCGCCGGGAGAGAUGAGUGCGGCUACGGCGCCCGAGCGCGGGUGGAAGAGCGAGAAAGUGGACGAGGCGCAGGCCCUGGCGCGGAGCUGCGCCGCCCGCAGACCCGACUUCCAGCCGUGCGACGGGCUGUCCAUCUGUGCCACGCACAGCCACGGCAAGUGCUUCAAGCUGCACUGGUGCUGUCACCUGGGAUGGUGUCACUGCAAAUAUGUGUAUCAGCCUAUGACCCCCGUGGAGCAGCUCCCCAGUACGGAGAUCCCCGCAAGGCCACGGGAGCCCCCCAACACCAUUCAGAUCUCGGUCUCACUCACUGAACAUUUUUUGAAAUUUGCAUCGGUCUUCCAGCCUCCGCUUCCUCCCGACUCUCCAAGGCACUGUAUGAUUUCCGAUCUCUUCCUCGACAGCUAUCAGGUUAAGUGCAUCAACGGGAAGGUGUGCUACGUGCAGAAGCAGCAGGCGCCCCCUUCCCAGAAGAUGAGCCCCGAGGAGGUCUCUGCACAUGAUGCCUUAAUUUCUAAAGAGGGUGACACGCCAAAACUGGGUCACUGCUCCUCCCCUUCCAGUUCUGAGGACUCGGGGAUCAAUGCAAUUGGAGCUCACUAUGUGGAGUCCUGCGACGAGGACACGGAAGAAGGGGCAGAACUGACUUCUGAGGAAGACUACAGCCCUGAGAGCAGCUGGGAGCCCGAUGAGUGCACCCUUCUCUCGCCAUCUCAGUCGGAUCUGGAGGUGAUCGAAACGAUGGAAACCACUGUGUAGUCAGCGGGGAGCUUCUGCCAGCGGGACCCCCACCCC